Carya illinoinensis is the source of this 1954-nucleotide messenger RNA. Its product is annotated as LEC14B homolog. NCBI's taxonomy places the organism in Eukaryota, Viridiplantae, Streptophyta, Magnoliopsida, Fagales, Juglandaceae. The record is from RefSeq and is a predicted model, not a curated record. The transcript is spliced from 9 exons. Bases 272 to 1453 code for a protein of 393 amino acids. Gene Ontology annotation, molecular function: protein binding. Gene Ontology annotation, cellular component: Cul4-RING E3 ubiquitin ligase complex. Gene Ontology annotation, biological process: proteasome-mediated ubiquitin-dependent protein catabolic process.
AGACUCCAGAGGUUUUCUGGUCUCAAGCCCAAGAGGGAAUGACGAGCGCGUGACUACUUCUCGCUCCAUUUUCCUACACGUCCGUGGUCUCUGCUAUCAGCUACGAUACAAAGAAUUUGAGCCAAUUUAGGAUCACUUCUAUGUUUUCGGAAUCCCCAGGCUGUGUUCGUAGAGAGGUGGAAGGGAUCGGUUGUACGAUUAAGUUAUGGUGAAUUGAAGGGGUGCAUUUGGCUGGUAACCUUUGUCGUCUGUGAACUUUAAAAUAAGUGAUAUGAUGAGUAGGAUUGGCAAGGAUAACAGCAGUUGUGAUGUUGAAAGUGCCAGCGAUGGAUCUUCUGCAAAUGAAGGAGCCAGUGAAAUCUCAAAUAACCUUGAUCAUGAUAUUGCCCAACUCACGAAGCUUUGGUCUGGACCCCAUGAACAUUUGAGCCGGACUGUACCUGGCAGGUUGAGGUUACCCAUUUCAACGGUCAAAAUGUUGGUCGGUCGAGAAGGUAACUAUUCGGGUAGGGGGAGAUUUUCAUCAGCAGAUGGUUGCCAUGUAUUAAGCCGAUAUUUGCCUGUCAAUGGACCUUAUAGAGUGGAACGAAUGAAAAGCCGGGCUUAUGUUUCUCAAUUUUCAGCUGAUGGUUCUCUUUUUGUUGCUGGAUUUCAGGAAAGCCACAUUAGGAUAUAUAAUGUGAACAGGGGAUGGAAAGUUCAGAAGGACAUUCUAACAAAAAGCUUGAGAUGGACCAUUACAGAUACAUCUUUGUCACCUGAUCAGCAUUACCUAGUCUAUGCUAGUAUCUCACCUGUCGUGCAUAUUGUUAAUGUUGGAUCUCCUGAAACAGAAUCACUUGCAAACGUUACGGAAAUUCAUGAUGGUUUGGAUUUUUCUGGCGAUGAAGAUGGUGAUGAGUUUGGGAUUUUCUCUGUAAAAUUUUCAAAUGAUGGGAGAGAGCUUGUAGCUGCAAGUAGCAACAAUUCCAUAUAUGUUUAUGAUCUUGAGGCGAAGAAACUAUCCCUCCAAAUUAAAGCACACAUGUCUGAUGUCAACACAGUAUGCUUUGCGGAUGAAUCUGGCCAUCUCAUAUAUUCUGGAAGUGAUGAUAAUCUUUGUAAGGUGUGGGACAGGCGCUGCUUUAUCACAAAAGGACAGGCAGCAGGAGUCUUGAUGGGACAUCUUGAAGGCAUAACAUUCCUCGACAGUCGUGGAGAUGGGCGUUAUCUUAUCUCUAACGGAAAAGACCAGACCAUUAAACUCUGGGAUAUAAGAAAAAUGUCCUCUAAUGCCAUGUAUCUGCUUAAAGAUGAUGGGUGGGAUUACAGAAGGAUGGACAACCCACCUCAUGCAAGAACUUUGAAACAUCCUUAUGAUCAGUCAUUGGCUACUUACAGAGGCCAUUCGGUCUUGCGUACUCUAAUUCGUUGUUACUUCUCUCCCACAUAUAGGUUAAUUUUUCAUGGUUAAGCCUUCUUUUUAAUCUGAGAGAGAAGAGUAGAGAUAUGGCCAUUGAUUUUGUUAUCAAUGAUAACUUCCGCAUCAUGUUGUUCUAGCCCAAGCCAUACAAAUCAAACCCUACCGAUAAAUACCAAUCUCCCCAGACGCACUGCAUGUUCCAGGAGUAGAUUCCAAGAACCCUCGAGAGAGUGCAAAACUAGUUCAGGUUUUAACAGAUUUUAGAUUGUCCACUUGUUAUACACAAAGCCCAGAACAUGCCCAGUAACAUUCUAUCAGACUCGGUUCUAUAUUAAGCCACACCUUUUUCCCUUCAGUGGUUAAACAACGGGCUACCUAAAAUUAUUGCAAGUUUAUUGCUCUUAUAGGUUAGUGGAGCUCAAGUUGCAAGACUGGACUAUCACGACGCACCUGUAAGAGACUGUAGUUGGCACCCGUUCUACCCUCUGAUCGUCAGUUCUUCUUGGGAUGGUGACAUUGCCAGAUGGGAGUUUCCUGGAAGUGGUGGUAGAC